AUGAAGUUUUCGAGUAUUUUUUUUGUGCUAAGUUUGUACAGUACAUUUAUUUCAUCGAUAUCAUGCAUUUCACUACAUGAAUGCUUUCUAUCCUUACCUGAUUUGAACUUUCGAGAGAUUCCAAGAAAUCUUUACCAGUCACUCAUUCCAAAGAAAGCUUUGACAGAUGCUGAUUCUACUCUAAAGAUUCAGUCCUCUCUGGACAACGAUUAUUCUUUAAGACUAAGAACGGUGGAUCCGGCCAAGUUAGGCAUCGACUCAGUAAAACAAUGGUCGGGAUACCUAGAUUACAAAGAUUCUAAACACUUCUUCUAUUGGUUCUUCGAAAGUAGAAACGAUCCAAAGAAUGAUCCAAUUAUACUAUGGUUAAAUGGUGGUCCAGGUUGUUCCUCCUUUACUGGAUUAUUUUUUGAAUUGGGUCCCUCGUCAAUUGGUAAAGACAUGAGACCAAUACAUAACCUAUAUUCGUGGAACAACAACGCAUCUAUUAUUUUCCUAGAGCAACCUUUGGGGGUAGGCUUUUCAUAUGGUGAUGAUAAGGUUAGUUCGACUAAGAUGGCUGGGAAGGAUGCCUAUAUAUUCUUGGAAUUAUUUUUUGAAGCUUUCCCAAAUUUAAGAUCAAAUGAUUUCCAUAUAGCUGGCGAAUCGUAUGCCGGUCAUUAUAUUCCUCAGAUUGCUCAUGAAAUUGUGAUAGCAAAUCCAGAUAGAACCUUCAAUUUAACCUCUAUAAUGAUUGGUAACGGGAUUACUGAUGCAUUAGUUCAAGCAGAUUAUUAUCAACCAAUGGCCUGUGGUAAAGGUGGAUAUCCUCCAAUAUUAAGUGAACGUAAUUGUGAGAAAAUGAAGGGGUCCACAUCACGUUGCCACAGUCUGAAUGAACUUUGCUAUAAGAGUAAAUCAAGUCUACCAUGUAUCGUGUCGUCGACUUAUUGUGAUGCAGCAUUGUUCAAACCAUUUGAAGAAACUGGUUUGAACCCAUAUGAUAUUAGAGGACCUUGUGAAGAUACCUCUAAAGAUGGCAUGUGUUAUUUUGCGAUGAAAUACAUUGAACAGUAUAUGAAUUUCCCUGAAGUACAAGAAGUACUUGGUUCUGAUAUAGAGAGUUAUUCUGGAUGCAGUGAAGAUGUAUUUGCAAGGUUUGGAUUUACAGGGGACGGAAGUAAACCCUUCCAGCAGUAUGUUGCAGAAUUGCUAAAUGAAAACAUUCCUGUCUUGAUCUACGCUGGAGAUAAAGAUUUCAUAUGUAAUUGGUUAGGUAACUACGCCUGGACGAAUGCAUUGGAUUGGAAGGAUAAGUUUAGCUAUAGAAACAGUCCUUUGAAGAAAUGGACACAUUCAGAAUCUGGUGAAGAACUAGGUCAAUUGAAGAGCUAUAAUAAUUUUACGUUUUUAAGAAUAUAUGAUGCCGGACAUAUGGUUCCAUAUGAUCAACCUGAAGCGAGUUUGGAAAUGGUAAACAGAUGGCUUUCUGGCUCAUACUCUUUUAAUUGA
Molecule: messenger RNA, 1491 nt
Organism: Naumovozyma castellii
Lineage: Eukaryota; Fungi; Ascomycota; Saccharomycetes; Saccharomycetales; Saccharomycetaceae
Gene: ATG42
Product: carboxypeptidase C
Exons: 1
Coding region: 1-1491 (496 amino acids)
Source: RefSeq, a predicted model, not a curated record